UCGACCAAAAUGGGCUUCCUUUGGAGAUUCUGCAACAGAGACACCCUGCAGUGUUCACACUGCCCGCCUGGCUGGACUGAGCACGCUUCACGCUGCUUCAUCCUGUCCCACGAACCAAAGCAGUGGGAAAAUGCUCGCAUAGAGUGUCUUGACUAUGGGGGUGACCUGGCUAUGGUUUGGAAUAAAGAAGACCAGGCAUUGUUGACCAACAUGACUUUUCAGUAUGUACAGCAGAAUCCUAGUGAAGAUUUUCAUUCAGCAUGGAUUGGAUUGCAAGAUAUGGUCCAGGAGGGCACCUUCUACUGGGUCAAUGGCGACACGAUCAAGUGGAAUGUCAUUUAUUGGAUGGAUCAGGAGCCAAAUAACGCUAUGGACAACUGGGACUUGAAAGGACAGGACUGUGUUGCCAUUGUUCCACCAACACGCAUUGGAGCGGAAGACUGGUUGAACAACUGGGAUGACAGUGUUUGUGAAGACAGACGGCACUACAUUUGUGAGACCACAGCUCUCAUUUUGGGCUGACUGAUGUAACACCCGUUACACUCACAAGUGUGUAUAUAUGUACAUAUUUAUAUGUCCUGU
This is a messenger RNA of Larimichthys crocea (large yellow croaker), 582 nucleotides long. Its product is annotated as macrophage mannose receptor 1-like. The transcript has a single exon. The coding region runs from base 10 to 522 and encodes 170 amino acids. Lineage: Eukaryota; Metazoa; Chordata; Actinopteri; Sciaenidae. The record is from RefSeq and is a predicted model, not a curated record.